Molecule: messenger RNA, 4943 nt
Organism: Pelodiscus sinensis (Chinese soft-shelled turtle)
Lineage: Eukaryota; Metazoa; Chordata; Testudines; Trionychidae
Source: RefSeq, a predicted model, not a curated record
AUGGAGAACCCCAUUCAGCAAUUAACAUGUUGGCAGGGCACGGAGGGGCGGUGCUUUCCCCCAGGGCGAGCCGCUGUCGCCUGCGCUGGAGAGUUUAGCGGGGGCAGGCUGUCUGAACGUAACUGCAUAGAGAUUGUUGCUAAACUGAUUGCUGAAAAGCAGCUGGAAGUAGUGCACACCCUUGAUGGAAAGGAGUAUGUCACUCCAGCACAGAUUAGCAGAGAGAUACAGGAUGAGCUUCAUGUUUGUGGUGGUCGAGUAAACAUUGUUGACUUACAACAGAUAAUAAAUGUAGACCUGGUCCAUAUUGAAAGCCGAGCUAAUGACAUUGUUAAAUCAGAUAGAACUAUUCAGCUGGUGCUAGGACAGCUUAUAAAUGAGAGUUACCUAGACCAAUUAGCAGAAGAGAUAAACGAUAAACUACAGGAGACUGGCCAGGUGACAGUAUCUGAACUCUGCAAGACAUACGACCUUCCAGGAGACUUCUUGAUACAGGCAUUGUCCCCCCGUCUGGGUAGGAUUAUCCAUGGCCGGCUAGAUCAGGACAACAAAGGAGUGAUUUUUACAGAAGCAUUUGUAGCCCGGCAUCGGGCACGCAUUCGCGGUCUGUUCAGUGCCAUUACUUGGCCUACUUCUGUCACUAACUUGAUCACUCGGUAUGGAUUUCAGGAACAACUUCUUUACUCUGUGUUAGAAGAACUUGUUAACAGUGGACGUCUAAAAGGCACAGUGGUUGGUGGGAGACAGGAUAAGGCUGUGUUUGUUCCAGACAUCUAUGCCAGAACACAGAGCAACUGGGUGGACUCCUUUUUCAAGCAAAACAGUUACCUAGAAUUUGAUGCAUUGUCCAGACUUGGCAUCCCAGACCCUGUGAACUACAUAAAGAAAAGAUACAAGUCCACAAAGCUUUUAUUUCUGAAAGCAGCCUGUGUUGGUCAGGAAAUUGUGGAUCAGGUGGAGGCUUCAGUAGAUGAAGCUAUCAGCUCUGGAACAUGGGUGGAUAUAGCGACUCUUCUACCUAGUUCAUUAUCCAUAGAAGAUGCUGGAAUUUUGCUUCAGCAAGUGAUGAGAUCUUUCAACAAACAAUUGCCGACUGUAAUCUUUAGUGACACUAUUGUAGUCAGUGAGAAAUUUAUAAACAGUUGUACUGAUCUGUUCAGUGAUUUAAUGCACCAGAAAGCCGAAAAGGAAAUGAAAAAUAAUCCUGUUAAUUUAGUCACCGAAGAGGACCUGAAACAGGCUUCUAUUUUAGAAAAUGUGUCUGCUAAUAAAAAAGACAGAAAGGAUGAAAGAAGGAAGAAAGCAAUAGAGGGCAGUGGAAGUGUAAGAGGAGGAGGAGGUGGAAAUGCCAGAGAAAUCAGGAUUAAGAAAACCAAGAAGAAAGGAAGAAAGGAUGCUGAUAGUGAUGAGGAAUCACAAGCAAGUAGUACAAGAAAGAAUAAGCACUUGGAGAUUCCUUUCAUGACACAGGAAGAGAUUCAAGAUGUUUUAAGGAGCUAUAUACAUGACUGUCCUGAAGAGCUUAUCACAGAACUUGCUGAACAUUUAAUAAGGUCCCUAACAGCAAGUUACCAGGAAGUGGUACGUUCAUUGUUCAUGUCUUCAACCUCUUCUUUAUCUGGAGCUAGCAGGAGGCGGACCAUCAAAGACUUGCAGGAUGAGGUUUCAAACUUGUACAAUAACAUCCGAUUAUUUGAAAAGGGAACAAAGCAUUUUACAGAUGAGACGCAAACUAAUCUUGCCAAACACAUGCUGAAGACCAUUUGUACAGACAUCACAAAUCUUAUUUUCAACUCUCUUGCUGCCGAUUUAAUGAUGGCAACGGAAGAUUGUACUGCCAUUACAAGUGAGGUCAGGAAAAAGAUUUUAGCAAAGUUACCUGAAGAGACCAGAGGUCCUCUGACUAAGCUACAUGCUUCUCUGAAUGGCAAGAGUUUAGAAGACUUUCUUUUGUGCCUUGAUUCUGCAACAGAUGCUUGUGAUAUUAUGGUGAAAAAAGGGGACAAAAAGAAGGAAAGGCAAAUUCUGUUUCAACAUAGACAGGCACUGAUUGAACAACUGAAAGUCACAGAGGAUCCGGCUCUUGUUUUACACCUGACAUCAGCCCUGCUGUUUCAGUUUUCAACACACUGCAUGCUUCAUGCACCAGGAAGAUGUGUACCACAAAUCAUUACUUUCCUAAGCACUAAGAUCCCAGAGGAUCAACAUUCUCUUCUGGUCAAAUAUCAGGGAUUAGUGGUGAAACAAUUGGUCAGUCAGAAUUAUAAGAUUGGACAAGGGGAUGACAACACAGUAGAUAACCUAGUAGAGGAAGAAUGUGCAGACACUGUUCGAAAAGAACUUCAAGAAAUCACCACCUCUCUCAAAGAUCUUGUUCUCAGGCCCAGAAAAUCUUCUGUCACAGAGGAGUGACUGUCUGUCUAAACUUAAAUCCAGCAAACAGAAUAUUUUUUUCUUAAAUGAGAAAGGUGUUCAUUGUGUUGGGAUAGUGGAGAUUGAUUGAGAGAGCCUUCGCUUCAGAAACUUUUUCUUUACCCUUUAAAAUUGCAGACUUAAAGAUAACAGACAGUGAUGGAUAUGAAUUUUGAUUUACAGUCUUAAAAAAAUAUUAUCCCAGUGCAUGCAAUGUUACACAAGACAUUGAUAGCAACACUGGCUAUGAAAUUAAAAUUCUAAGAUGACCCCUUUAUAUAGCAUCUCAAAAUAUUGGUAUUCUUUCAAAUGAUUGAUUGAGUAUUUUACAAAUAUCUGUGAGUUUAUAAUUUGCUUUUCAGACCAGGAUUUUUUCCCUUUUUACCUGUAUAGUAAAUAUCAAAAUGUAAGUUUGUCUAGAUUCCACAGCUACGUUUUAAAUUUAUGUUUAUAGGUCUGUAAUAGCAUUGAAUGAGAGGUCAUCUUUCUUUAUUGAUCUCAUGAAUUGGAAAUUUUUCAGAGUAUCCUCCCCCUUCUCUCCCCAGCUAUACAAAGGCAAAAUAUAAAAUGGUCAAGCACACCCGCAUAACAUAGUCAAAAUAUCUGAUUGGUUAGAGUAAAGCUUUUAACCAGAGAGGUAAUAGUGAUUAAGGAUGGAUUUCUUUUUUCAACAAACUCCAGUGAAUUCUGCGCACACUAUUAUUUUUCAUUUCAUUUUCUAAUGAUUUGCAAUAAAACUGUUAAGGUAUGCACGUGAUCUGUAUUGGGUUUAUAGGGAUUUUUUUGAGGAGGAGAAAUGGGGAAUGACUUCUGUAGUUAAUGUACAAGUUAGAUUGUUUAGGAAACAUUUGCUACCACACAGUUUCAGAUGUGACUCCUAGAGAAGUUUCUUAAGGGGUGUAUCCAUAUCCGUAUCCACGGAUAUGGAUACAAGGGGUAUAUCAAUAUCCAUUACAAAUACUGUUUUUAUUCGAGGGAGUUUGGUCCAGAACUUUGUUCACUUUACCAUAUGUUUUUUUUAAAAAUAUUCUGAAAAUAGUAACCAUUUUGAGUAUCUGCUAUAGUGUUUUUUUCUGAUGUUAACCUAUUCCAAGUGGUAUUUGAUAUUAUUUAGCUAUAUUUUUGUCAUGCCCAUUGUAAUUUGUAUCCUCAUUUGUACAUGGGGUAUAUUGUGUGUCUUAGAAAAAAUAUAUGUAAAGAAUACCAACUAAAAUCUUGCCAAUAUUAGUUAAGUAUAUAAUUUGUGUAUGUCAGUUGUAUAUUUUUGAAUUUGUUUUGAAGUUAGUGCAGUUUUAAUUUAGCAAAUCAGUUUCAACUUAUCACUGGAAUAUGCAGUGAUUAUACUUGUUACCUAGCUGCUUGCAUAAAAUCAGGUCUUAAUAGUAAGGCAAUAGACAUUGAUAUCCAGUGAAAAUAAUAGUACAGUAGUUCUAAGUAUUCUUUCAUUCUUGCCCAAACUCUAUUAGCACUGAACAAAACCUCCUGUAAGAAUGCUAUUAAGUUGCAGUGGUUGUUAAAUUCCUGCAGGAUGUGUGCAGAAUUGUGCAUUGGGUAGAAAUCAACCAAAAAUGUCCCCAAAACUUUGAUUGCAACAAAAGAAAGGUGACUUGAAACUUUUGUGUUCCUGCAUUUAGGCUUAUUUUAGAAUGCAGUUUAAAAAAACAGAAUCGCUUAUAAAAAAUUACUAGAUUACUGUACUAAAGUCAAUAAUAUCUCUACAAAAUAGCAUUGGUUCUGUCCAAACUGUAAUACAAAGGAGCAACUCCAUCUCUGCCCUUUGGAUUUAGAGGCAGAGACAGUUUUGUCCAUCAUCCUAGUUGGAAGCCUCCAUAUAAGCCUGUCACCUGGAAAUAGCAAAAAAGAAAAUAUUCUGACUGCUUUCACUUUGUUUACAAAAAUGGUUUGCAUAAAAUAAGUAUAUUUAUUCUCUUGUUAUUGAAUGAAAAUAGUUAUAAUUUUCCUAUAUUAAAUGUACACACUUUUAUAUGGCAUUGAUUUUGUAAAUAAUACUCUACAAUUUGAUAUUCUUUAUGUAAAUAUAAUUAUUUUAAUAAAAUUAAUGAUUUAAGUGGUUAAAAUAGUUUCUGCUGUUGACUUAACCAUAGAUAUGUCGAUUGGACUUGCACUUGUUGCUUGCAAACUACAGUUGUUAAUGUGCUCCAUUUAAUUUGUUAUACUUGCCAAUUUUGUGUCCUCUUUUUUGCUUAAAACUGUUGUAAUACAUAAUAAUGAAUUAAUACAAGUCUUCUAUGUAAUGCAACAGAUUUUUGUUACAAAUAUAGGCCACAUGAUGAGAAUAAUAAAAGGAACAUUCUUUAAAAUGGAUAGGAAAGAAGUACUAAUGUUUCGGUAGUGGUCUCUUCAUAGAAUUUUCAGUGGUUAAUUAUGAGAAACCUUCAUUGGUGUUUCCAUGCCAGAAAAAAUAAGUAUUGAAUAUCUGUCUAUCAAGUGUAGAGGUUAACAUUCCUAGAUAAAGGUGUCUUUAAUUACAAGAGAGAGGAAUAAAUAAAAUAUUUUCCCCCAAACACUGU